Messenger RNA from Dovyalis caffra, 2088 nucleotides. The record is from the annotation of a GenBank genome assembly. Lineage: Eukaryota; Viridiplantae; Streptophyta; Magnoliopsida; Malpighiales; Salicaceae.
AUGGCCGAGUCACCGGCAGAACUAACCACCGAAAACCCGAAUCCCACUCAGGACCAGCAACAGCCAACAGCAACACCAGAAGAACUCGUCGCCAAAUCCGUAGCUCCAGUGAAACCACAAUUCCUCCGUCCUCCACCUUCUCGAACCUCCCAAAACGACACCACAUCAUACGCCGUUUCCGAUUGUAAUAGUAAUAACUCAAAAUCCAAUAACACUAACACUAUCAGUUUAGUGGCCAAGGAGAAGAAGUCCAAACGACAACUCAAACGUGAACGCCAACAGGAAAAGAAGUCUGCAGUGAGUCUCUGCCCGGAAUUAGCAAAAACCGGAGAUGUUAAUUCAUGUCCGUAUAAAACUAACUGCCGGUUCAAUCAUGACUUAGAAGGAUUCAAGGCUCAGAAACCAGAGGAUUUAGAGGGAGAGUGCCCGUUUACGAAUGGGGAAGGGUUGCGUUGUCCUUAUGGAUUGGCAUGUAGAUUUUAUGGAACUCAUAAGGAUAACGAUGUUGUUGGAAAUGGUAAAAAGCGAAAUUCGGAGAUUAAUGGGUUGAAUAAGGAUGUCCAAAAGCUUUUAUGGAAGAAUAAAAUGAAGUUUCCAAAGGCGGAUUCGGUACUCAAGUCUCUUGGGCUUAUGGGACCAGGGAAAUCGAAAGUGAAAAAGGUGGAUGAGGAGGAAGUUGAGAAAGUCGAUGAUGAUAAUGUCUCUCAUGGUACUAAUGAGAAUGGUUGUGGCGAUGGGGGCAAUGAGUCGGCUGGUAAAUUGGAUUGUGCUGUGGGAGUGCUGGCUGAAGAUGAUGUGGAUGGAGUAUUAAAAACUGAUGAAGUUAGGCCCCUGAAGAAAGCGAAAUCAGCUGUUGAAGAAAAUGGUUGCAUUGUUGAAGAAGUCAAUGGAUUGAGUAUCCCAGAGAAAAAUAUCGAGAAUGGUUGUCCUAUAGAAACUGAGCCAGAAGCCAUAGCUGAGAAUGUAGAAACAGAUGGAAGUUUAAAAUCACACCCCCGUGAAAAAAUGCUUAUCGACUUCAGAGGAAAGUUGUAUCUUGCUCCUUUGACUACUGUUGGAAAUCUUCCUUUCCGAAGGGUCUGUAAAGCGUUAGGAGCUGAUGUAACUUGUGGUGAAAUGGCAAUGUGCACGAAUCUGUUGCAGGGUCAAGCUUCAGAAUGGGCACUGAUGAGACGUCAUUCAUCUGAGGAUUUAUUUGGUGUUCAAAUAUGCGGGUCUUAUCCAGAUACAGUUACACGUACGGCGGAGCUUAUAGAUCAAGAAUGUACUGUGGACUUCAUUGAUAUAAAUAUGGGUUGCCCAAUUGAUAUUGUUGUCAACAAGGGUGCUGGGUCGUCUCUUCUUACAAAACCAAUGCGGAUGAAAAGCAUUAUAGAAGCUGCUUCUGGUACAGUGGAAAAGCCUAUAACAGUCAAGGUGAGAACGGCUUAUUUUGAAGGAAAAAACCGCAUUGACUCAUUAAUUGCAGAUAUUGGAAACUGGGGAGCCAGUGCUAUAACAAUUCAUGGCCGAUCACGUCAACAACGUUAUAGCAAGCUUGCUGAUUGGGACUACAUAUUCCAAUGUGUUAAAAAGGCCCCAGAUACUUUGCAAGUUCUAGGAAAUGGGGAUGUCUUUUCAUAUGUUGAUUGGAACAAGCACAAGUCUGACUGCCCUGAGCUUUCUUCAUGCAUGAUAGCUAGAGGUGCACUAAUUAAGCCUUGGAUUUUUACUGAAAUCAAGGAACAGAGGCACUGGGACAUAAGUUCAGGAGAGCGAUUGAACAUUCUAAAGGAUUAUGUGCGUUGUGGCCUUGAACAUUGGGGCUCUGACACAAAAGGAGUGGAGACGACUAGGCAUUUCUUGUUAGAAUGGCUCAGCUAUACAUGCAGAUACGUACCUGUAGGUCUUUUAGAUGUCAUCCCACAGCGGCUCAACUGGCGUCCACCCUCAUACUAUGGUCGUGAUGACCUUGAAACACUCAUGGCUUCUGAUUCUGCUGCAGACUGGAUUCGCAUCUCUGAGAUGUUGCUUGGCCGAGUUCCGGAUGGCUUUACAUUUUCACCAAAGCAUAAAUCAAACGCUUACGACCGAGCAGAGAAUGGCUAA